Messenger RNA from Astyanax mexicanus (Mexican tetra), 1925 nucleotides. RefSeq names its product KRR1 small subunit processome component homolog (gene krr1). Gene Ontology annotation, molecular function: RNA binding. The transcript is spliced from 10 exons. The record is from RefSeq and is a predicted model, not a curated record. Gene Ontology annotation, cellular component: small-subunit processome; nucleolus. The coding region runs from base 42 to 1202 and encodes 386 amino acids. Lineage: Eukaryota; Metazoa; Chordata; Actinopteri; Characiformes; Acestrorhamphidae.
CAGCAGCGCUAAAGGAAGCAGCAGAAGAAGAAUCAGCAGUAAUGGCGGCGCACGCAGAGGGCAGCGUGAGAGAGAGAGGCGAUCAGAAACUCAACAGAAACAGAACCAGAGCCAACCAGCAGCCCUCCGAUGAUUUGGAGCUGUUGACUGUUCCGGAUGGAUGGAAGGAGCCGGAGUUUACGUGGGCGGAUAACCCCCGGGGGCUGCUGGAGGAGAGCAGCUUCGCAACCCUCUUCCCCAAAUACCGCGAGGCGUAUCUGAAGGAGUGCUGGCCGCUGGUGCAGAAAGCUCUCGGAGAGAUUUUUAUAAAUGCUUCACUGGAUCUGAUUGAGGGCAGCAUCACUGUCAGCACCACUAAAAAGACCUUUGACCCGUACGCCAUCCUCAGAGCGCGGGACCUCAUCAAACUGCUGGCCAGAAGCGUCCCGUUCGAGCAGGCUGUGAGGAUUCUGCAGGACGACAUGGCGUGCGAUAUAAUAAAGAUCGGGACACUGGUGCGGAACAGAGAACGCUUUGUGAAGCGCAGACAGAGACUGAUUGGACCUAAAGGCUCUACGCUAAAGGCACUGGAGCUGCUAAGCAACUGCUAUGUACUGGUUCAGGGAAACACAGUCUCUGUACUGGGACCCCACAGCGGCCUGAAGGAGGUGAGGAAGGUGGUUCUGGACACGAUGAAGAAUAUUCACCCCAUUUACAACAUCAAGACCCUGAUGAUAAAGCGAGAGUUGGCGAGUGAUCCUGAGCUGCGCUCUCAGAGCUGGGACAGAUUUCUCCCCAAGUUCAAACACAAAAGUCUGGCCAAACGGCAAAAACCCAAAAAGAAGAAGGUUAAGAAGGAGUACACUCCAUUCCCUCCACCCCAACCUGAGAGCAAGGUUGAUCGUGAGUUGGCGAGUGGAGAGUUCUUUCUGCGGGAGAGCGAGAAGAGGAGGAGGAAACUGAAUGAAAUCAAGGUGAAGCAGGCUGAAGCUCUGAGCCGAAAACAGGAUGAGAGGAAAAAAGCAUUUAUUCCUCCCAGAGAGAAACCGGCCACCAAGAAAACGCCCAAAGCUCCUGCUGAAGAGAAACUGGACAUCCAGGCCAUUAAGGAUAAAGUAAAGAAGGCUAAGAAUAAGAAGCUUGGAGCUCCUCCCCAACUGAGCUCUGUGACCCCACCUUUUGACCUUGAGAAGAAGAAGAAAAUAACGAAGAAUAAAAGCUGAUGCAUCUCUGCAGGAUGGACUGUUGUUUCUCUAAUGGACAAAUAUGGCAAUGGUGGAAAAUCCAGGUCCUGAAAGCAAAAAUCCAUCUAUGGACCUGGAGUAACCAACUCUAUAUUUUGUAUGUUAUUGAUAGAUGUUUGUUGUUGUUGUUUUUUUUUUUUUUUUUUUAUGUAAAUGUUCUGAUGUGUGUUGUGCUGGUACAAGUUGAUUAGACACAGCAGUGCUGCUGGAGUUUUUUAACACCUCAGUAAAUAUAUUUAUCCUUUCCUGUCUUGUGAGCAUUGAUGAGGGACUAGAUGAAAAGCAACACAAACUGUGCAGUCCCAGAUUCAGAGCUUCUGUCUCUGACUACAUCCACAAGGUGGAGCUACAGGUACUGCUGUGUCAGAUCCACUCAUGUAACACCACAGCACACUAACACCUUGUACACCAGCAUCAUGCUAAUCAGUGUUACUGCACCCAAUAUGCACCCAAAUAAUUAUAGCUGCUCUUUGGUGAUCUAUCCUGUGGAGUCACGAGGGUCCUAAACAUACAGGACUAGAGUCUGUUAUAGAACUCCUAUAUGAUCAGUGGAUCUGAUAAGUUUUAUAAUGGGUGCAGUAACACAGAGGUGGUCAUAAUGUCAUGAAUGUCUGGUGUAUAUACAUGUCCGUUGUACUGUUCAGAUGCUGGCUGUAAUCUGAAGUGGUGGAGAUUAAAGCUGAAGUGGUUUGUUUAGUUUGA